AUGAUUUUCUCUUUAAUACUACUUUUUGGUACUGUUCUACAAGUAAAUACUAUUUUGGACAAUGUUUUUUGUAAAUUACCAUCAUCUGAUGAGCUAAUCAUUCAAAAUAUUCCAACAACAUUUGAAUUAAAUGUACCUUAUACAAUUAUUCUUUCGUCGAAUGAUACAUUUUUAUUAUCUCAUGUAACACUUGAUAUCGAAUAUAUCGAUACAAUAUCAAAUAUAACUAAUGAUUCUUGUUGUCUACCAACAAACGAAUCAUCUUCAUCAUAUAUUUAUAAAACAAAAUAUAUAUUAAAAUUUGAAAAAAAUUCCACCAAAACAAAAUGUAUUCAAUUGAAACUACGUAGCUACAUAUAUUCAAUGGAAAUUAAAAUAGCUUAUUUGUGUACUAAUAAUAGUGCAGAUAAAAUAUUUGAUAAUGAUGAUAAAUAUGAUAUACAAUCUUAUAUGCGAACAAUUAAUACAACUGAAAUAGCACUGCUCGAUAAUUUCAAUUGGUUAAUUUUUGGACCACAUGUUCAAGAAAUUUGGCAUACGCAUGAAGGUAUGCGAUUAAGUCGUGAAUGUGAUGCUGCAGAAGAUGGCCGUGCAGCUAUGUUUAACAAUCCAAGAGGCAAACGAAUACUUAUUUCUCGUCCGAUUGAUGUAUCCAAUAUAUCAUUACUGUAUAUGCGUCUUGGCAGUGGAACAUGUCCACCACCAGCACCUACCGAUCCACCAUUUCAAUUGCUAAUAACAACAGAUUGUUUAAAUUAUUCAAAUUGGCUUGUAGCUUAUUCACAACAAAUUUCACCAGGGAUUGAACACGUGACUGUUCCAUUAUCAUUAACUAAUCUAACAAAUUCGUCAACUGUAUGUUUGAAAAUACAGCAAGCGGGAGAGAAAUUUGCUGGUAGUGGCUCUUGGUUUAUUGAUGAUUUAUUAAUUAUUCGAUCGCGACAACAAGCAGAAUAUUUCUUUGAGACAUUUCAAACGAUGCGAUCAACAAAUUGGUAUCGCUUAGUUGGUGGUCAAUUAAAGACAUGUGAUGGACGAAUAAGUAUGGUUUUUGAACCUCAUGCUGAUAUUCGCACAGAAAUAGGUGCUACAACUAUUGAUUUUUCUCUAUCGGGAAUAAUUGAUUAUAAUCGAGAUGUUGUUUUUCAUCUUUCAAAAAAUAUCUCAAUCGAUUGGUCGAAAUGGAAUGCUACAGGUUUUAUGGAUUUAAAUAAAACAUGUACUGAUGACGAUACUAUUACGUUCAAUGAGGAAAACUAUCGACAAUUAUGUUCGCCUAUUAUUGAACUUAGUCGAAUUGAUAGUGUUCGAUUUACACUUUCAACAGAGCCAUGUACGAAACGAAAUAAAUAUAUUUCAACACCGAGUGCAGUCAUAUUUCUUUCUGUUAUUUAUAAUGGUUCAACUGUUGCUUAUUCGAGAACAAUACGUCGAAUAUUAUUACGAGAAAUAUCGCAGCGUUAUAAAACGUUUCAUAUCCGUUUGGAUGAAUUACGUCAUAGUACAACGUCAUUUGGUCGUAUUUGUUUAUCACAAUAUCAUCAAUCAGCGGGAAAAAAUGUUGAUGUAUGGAGUGUAAGAGAUUUUACGGCUCUACCUCUAUUACAAUCGAAUAUUACACAUUACAUUCAAUUGGGUUUAAAUACACGGUGUAAUUCACAGGAACAAGCAGCAAAUGCACCAACAGGAGGCACAUCAAGUCAAACUAUUAAUGUUGAAUAUUCAUUUGAUUUCGGGAAAACUUGGCAUCUAUUAAUGAAUCCAUGCUUUCGUGAUACAGGUUGCUCACAUGAUGUACGACAUGUUUAUUCAUCGAGCAUUACACUACCAUUAUCCGGCUGGCAUCGGAUAACAUUACCUUUGCCCAUAGCAACAUUACAACAAAAGUAUAUACGUUUUCGCGUAAAUAGCGGAGCGUAUACUAUGUCGGCUUAUUCUAUAAAUAAUGUUUGGGCUAUUGAUAAAGUUUUUAUUGGAAAAUGCCCUCGAGCAUGUAGUGGACAUGGAUGGUGUCAAUAUAACUCGUGCAGAUGCGAUAUUGGAUUUCUUGGUGAAUUUUGUGAAAUAAGCAAUGGAACACUACUCAAUCGAGUUUCAUUUCUCAUGGAUAACCAUGAUAAUCAAACAGAUCUAAUGACUUAUCAAGGGGGUCGAUUCAAUUACAAAUGCGAUCUAAUCUCUCGAGGAAAAGCAUUGGUGUUUUCUAAAGCUGGUGUUCGAUUUUUACGAAUAUCACAAAUCAAUGGCAGUUCACCAAAAUUAGUUGAAUUUACACUUCGCCUUGGCAAUGCUAAUCCUCAAUGUUUUGGUACAAGUAAAAAUGAUCUUGAUCGUGAUUUAAAAUCUAUAUUAUUAUUAUCAUCGUGUUCAAAUGGUGUUCAUUGGACUAUUGUUGAUCUUUUUCGUGCAUCAGAUAUUGUUGUUCGAGAUUUUCGAACAAUGAGUCGAAUAUUAUUUGAAGAAAAAGUCGAAAGUGAAAAUUGUCUUAUUGAAUGGAGACAAAUGACUCAUAGUGGAGAGAAUCAAGAUGUUUGGGCUAUUGAUGAUAUCACUAUUCGAGAUGUAAUAUCAAAAACAUUAAUCAAAAAGAGCGUGCCUGUUAAAAAUUUUCAAUCAAAAUUAACUUAUAUUCGGCCUGGAUAUGUUCUUAAUUUUCGAUUGGAAUUUGUAAAUCGCAAAGAAUCAUCAAAAUUAUUAUUUGAUUUAGAUGAUAUUCAACUUCAAAUAAAUUCAAGUGAAAUUGAUCUUUCACAGCAUAUGGAAAUAUUUUCUUAUCAUUCAGAAAAUGCAACGUUCACAUUAAUUGUUCCGAUUCCAAAAUUAUUCUGGUAUAAAAAUGUCAUUGUUAAUUUAACGAUGAUAGCAACGAAAAAGUUUACUUUAAAUUUAAUUCAUCUUGGUGUGCAAUGUGAAAAUAAUUGUUGGCUGAAUGGCAUUUGUUUAGAAGGAAUGUGUUUAUCUGAACAACAAAAAUUAUUCAACCAGAUCACACAUUUAUCGUUUAAUGAAUACGAUCUGAUGAAAAAUAAAAUAAAUGUGGUUAACAAUGAACUACUUUUACCAUUUAUUGAUUCAACUGAUCUAUCAGCGGUACAUUUUCAAACGAUGGCAAGCACCGCAAUUAAAAAUAAUCUUCUACUGGAAUGUUCUCCGAACGGUGGUGUAAAAUGGUUUGAAAUUGGAAUAUGGACAAGAGAAAAAGAUACUUCAUUAAAAGAUCAUUAUGUACCCUUACCUUCCUCCUGCCAAGAAAAACUCGCGUUGUUUCGCUGGAAAAAUUCAUCUAUUCAAAUAUUAAAUAUAGCAUUUGUUAAGUCACAAACUCAGCAUUACUUUAUGGACGAAUUGAAAAAAAUGGAUUCAUCGAAAUGGCUUUAUCCAAUAUAUUCAGUAAAUUCUUCAGGAUUAUAUACAAAUAAAAUUCGAAAUAUUUCAAAAAACAAAAUAAUAUAUCAAGUGAUCUCAACAGCGAUCACUCUCAAACAAGAUAAUUAUGUUAUUAUGCUUGAUACGAAUUCAAAUAUGAAUCAUACACGUUUACACAUUGAUUAUUCACUGGAUAAUGUCACUUGGCAUGAAUUGAUUGAUACAAACAAUUUUGAACGACCAAUGAAUCGUUUUGGACGACAGAUUCCAACCACAAUUCGUCGGCGUUCAAUUCUCAUAAGAAUUCAAAGUGAUAGUUCAUUUAAUUUAAACCAUAUUUAUCUUGGUCCGUCGUGUCCAGCUAAUUGUUAUGGCUAUGGAAAAUGCAUUUGGAAAAGCGAACAAGCCAUUUGCCAAUGUGAUAAUAACAAAACAUCACAAGCAAAUUGCUUACGAAAUGAUUUACUCUUACCAAGUUUAUAUGAAACGUUUGAAAAUAAAAUAAACUAUUCAAUAUGGUCCAUGCCAUCUCAUGUUCAAUUGACACAUCGAUGUUAUAAUCGACUAAGCAAAACAACACCCUAUUUAUGUUUUUUACCUAAUAAUUAUACUCAACAAAGUUAUGCUAUCAUUGGUCCAUUUAAAACUCUAAAAUAUGUUAUAUUUAAAUUUGGUUUACAAUACAUUAGCUUAACGAAUUGCUCAAAUCAAAUAUUAUUUCAAUAUUCAUAUGAUAAUGGGAUUCAAUGGCAUACAAAGAAAAUUUUAGAUGAAACCAAUAAUAUUUACGAACGGUUUGAUGAUUUAUUAAUAAACAUGAAUAUUUACUUGAGAUGGAUUGAAGAAAAUGGUAAUAGAUUUUUCUUUUCUUUUUUUAACCUUUCUAAUUUUGUUUUUCGUUUUAUUAAAAACAAAACAAAAGAAGUCUCAUGUUUAAUGUGGAAUCUACGUUCAAUUAGUGUUCGAACGAAAAACGACGGAAAUCUAUGGUUUGAAAAUAAUCUACAUGUAAAAGAAACCAAUGGAAGUAAUUAUGAGGUUCAAACAUGGGAGUUUCCAUUGACUCAAUCAAGUUCAAUAAUACAAUUUGAUUUACAAAUGUUUCCGUUGAAAAACCUCAACGAUACUAAUUGGUCUCUAUUACUUGAAAUAAGUUCAAAUGUUAUGUAUGGAUGGUCAAAUUGGGUAUCUCUAAUACCUUCGUGUAAUCAAACGAUUUUAUAUUGUGAAGAUAAAAUAGCGUUGACCGGCUCUUCAUUUCUCGCUCAAUUAUAUCAGCAGCAACGAAACGUUACUAUUCCUAUACCAGAUAACUAUGUCAAUCAAGAAGUUCGUUUUCGGUGGACAACAAGUCAAGAAGAUGCACGAUUUAUGAUUAAUAAAGUUUAUGUUGGAGCUGAGUGCCCGUGGUUUUGUUCUGGUCAUGGUCUAUGCCAAUCAAAUGGAUGUCAAUGUCACCGUGGUUAUAUUCUACCAUAUUGUUCACCGGACCCUUCGAUGGUUUUACAAGGCGAAAUAUUACCAAUGCAACUCAAUGCUAAUUUAUCUAGCUGGUCAGAUGUAUGGGGACAUGAAAAAUGUUCAUCGAAUGACGAAAGAUAUGUCUUUUCGAAAACAGACACUCGUGGUUUAAUCAGUUCAGAAUUGUCUCUCGUUGGUAUAAAAUAUAUUCGUAUUGAAUUGGAUACGUGUUUUAAUCGAACGCAAACAUUUAACGAUCCAAUACAUGUUCAAAUUUCCACUAACAAUGGAAUUUUAUGGAAUAAUUUAAUAACUAUAAUCUAUCGUCGAGAGUCACCGCAGAAACCUUGGCUCAUUGAAAUACCAACCGAUGAAGCCAUGCGACUUUAUUUAGUUCGCGUUCGGCUGUUUCAACGAGUCACAACAAAAUGGACAUCGAAUUGGAUACUUAAUAAAUUUGAAAUGAUACCAGAACAAUUACCUAGACAAUUGAUUGGUGAUGGUACAUUAUCAGCAAAUAUUUGUAAUUACAAAAAUUAUAUAUUUCCUCGUGAGAUGCAUUCAACAAUCGAUAUUGAAUUAAAUGAAACACUCUUUUUAACUUUUCAAUUAGACUCGAGUCCUUGUAUGGCCGGUUCUCCAGUAACAUCGAAUCGUUCACAAUUUCACCUGGAAUUCUCCAUUGAUUAUGGUCAAACUUGGUCAUCUAUCGACCGGCCAUCAACAAUUGCUUCUAGGACGAAUGAAAUAAUCAUAAAUCAACCACUCCGGGCAAUUAAAAAUACUUUCUUCUUACCACUACAUGCCUAUCGACCUUUAUCAAAAUUUAUUCGUAUACGCUGGCUAGCGGCCAAUUCAACAAUUGCAACUCGUUGGCAGAUAACUAAUGUUACUACUCGAUCUGAAUGUAAAGUUUUAUGUGAGUUAGAUUUCUGCAAUGGAAAAUGUCGUUGUCCGGGACAAAAUAAUUGUUCAUCAUCAUUAAGAAAAGCAACGUUUUUCGAACGAUUUAAUAAUACUUCACCACUUUUAUCAGAUCUUCUUGUUUUACCACUCUUAAAUCUUGCGUCAACUAGGUUCAUCGAAUUUUAUAUUCAAAUGGAUUGCCAACCAAAUGUUCAAGUCAUCUCCUUAGAAUAUUCUCGCAAUAUGGGUUUAAGUUGGCAGCUUUUAAAAUAUGUUAUUUUAAAUGCAAAUCAAUCUAAUAUUGUGCAUGAAGAUCUAUUAGAUGAAAUGAGAUUUGAUUAUGUUCUUAUUCGAUUUGCUUUUCUAUCGAAUAAUUCAAGUUGUUUAAAAUUAGAACAGAUUAUUGUUACUGGUUCGAUUACUCUAGAAGAAGUAAUCUAUGGAAAAUUUGAUCAAUUGCAAAAUUUUAAUCCGAAUUCAUUCGUUUCAUUUGGUGAUGGAAUAUUUAAUGAAACAUAUUUGAUAUUUCCAAGAACAAAUAAAUCAAACGCGUCAGCCAAUGAAAUUAUCACUGAUGAUAUAAAUAUUUUCGAGAAUACAUUUUACAUUCAAUUAGUUAUCGCUCCACUUUUGUUUAAUCGUUGCAUAAAUGUUAAAUUUUCAUUUUCGUCUGAUUAUGGAUGUACUUGGCAAUCGAUUGAUCUGAAUGAUAUAUUACUUUUUGAUGAAAGUCACUCUGAACGAUUGAAAAUCUUUACUUGGAAAUCAACAUCGAUGAUGAUUGGAUCGAAUCAAGUUCGUUUUCGUAUUGGUUUCGACGACGAACAAAUGUCAUCCGAUGAAGAACAGCUUAUCAUAGGUAUAUCAGAACUUUACAUGGGUUCGAAUUGUAUCAAUGCAUGUAAUGGCCAUGGAAUGUGUCUUGGCAAUGGGCGAUGCCGAUGUGACACAGGUUGGACAAACAGUGACUGUGGUCUAUCAUUAAUACGUUUUCCGAAUGAAAUUAAUAUUCUUGACCAUGUUUAUUAUACAAGUUACGGUGCAGCAUACAAUGCGAAAUGUGGUACAAUUUUUAAUAGUACUUGCAAACGAGAACUUCAAACAAAUUAUAUCGAUAUAAAUCAUGAACAUACUUAUGUUCACAUUGAACUUCAUGAUCAAUGUAUGUCGAAAGCAAACAUUCGAAAAAAUGGCGAUGGCUGGAUACGUCUUCAGUAUCGUGAAAUAAAUUCACAUGAAUGGAUUACAUUACAUAUAUUUAAAGAUCAUCAGUUAAAUAUUAUAAAACUAUUACCUGUAUAUAUUCUUCAACUUCGACUCGUUCAAGAUUCUCCUAGUGGAAGUCGACCACUCUGGUCAAUAGAAAAAUUUCAUAUAUUUCAUAUUCAUUCUCAAUUACAAUGGUUUGCAUUAGAAGAUAAAAAUGCUACUCAAUGGAAUUCCACAUUUCUCACAAAAACACAUUCAACCGAUCAAAUCAUUCAUGAAAUCAAGGAUGUUUAUUUUAAUCUCGAUUAUAUUCUUCAAAUUGAAUUUAAUUGCAUUAAUUUUACAAAGAAUAUUCUUGAAUAUUCGAUCAAUCUUGGUUUAACCUGGCUGGAAAUUCCCAAUGAAGACGAAUUACAAAUUAUACCCAUUAAAUUCAAUUAUGAAAAUAACACAAUCUAUCGUCUAACUAUUCCAUUUAGUUUAUUUUCAAUUCAAAAUAAUUCUAUUCGAUUUCGAUUGAAAUUUUCAUCGAAUUGCGCAGACGAUCAUCUUAAAUACAUUCACAUAGGAAAUAAAUGUUCAAUGAAUUGUUUUGGUAACACGCGUUGUUUCAAUAACGAAUGUCAAACAACGUCUGUACAAAUUCCUUUAGUUGAUUUCCGAGAAACAUUCGAUAAAGAUUUCAAUUCUGCGAAUUGGUUACAAUUAGAAUCGUAUCAACAUUCAACAAAUAAAAUCCUAUGGACAACAACAAAUCGACAAGCUAUUACUCGACCGAUUGAUUUAAGACCUAUGCGCGCUAUUAAAUGGGCAUAUACUUUUGAAAAUGUAUCAAAAACAUGCCAUACUUCAAUAUAUUUAUUAAUAUCAACAGAUGGUACACUAACAUGGUCGAUUCUUCAUCAGUUCGAUCUACCAAUAAAGAAUCAAAUAGCAUGGAAUAAAACUGUUGAAUUAUUCGUCGAACUGGAAAAGAUUACUGCUAAACAUAAUCUGGGACAAUUUCGAUGGUUUCAACCGUUGUCGUCAACAUGUCAAAAUGUAACAUGGGGUCUUUCAAGAAUAAUAUCAGUCAAAUCAAUCAAUAGUUACUUUUUAACUGAUUAUUUCUAUACUCUCUCAUCGUCACGUUCAAAUUGGGAGUCAAUUGAUGGUGCUCUUCUCGCUCAACCUGAUCAAUGCAAUAACAAUAUACCAGCUUUGAUUUUUCACGAUGAUUCAUUUUCAGUUACCACUAUACCAAUUCUAAUACAAGAAUUCUAUGUUCUUGUUUUUCAAUUUAAUGCAAAAUGUGAUCGAAAUGGCAAUACGAAGCCAUUACAAUGUCGUAAUUUAACUAGUAUAAUUGAAUAUCGAACUGAUCUAUCAUCGAAAUGGAUACAACUUGUUGACAUGGCUGAUUUAGCUUGUCGAACGAGUUUAAUUAAUGGAGGCUAUUUUAAUCUACAUACAAUCAAAUUACCAUCGGAGACAUAUUCAAGGUAG
This is a messenger RNA of Rotaria socialis, 8427 nucleotides long. The record is from the annotation of a GenBank genome assembly. Lineage: Eukaryota; Metazoa; Rotifera; Eurotatoria; Philodinida; Philodinidae.